This is a messenger RNA of Paraglomus brasilianum, 240 nucleotides long. The record is from the annotation of a GenBank genome assembly. Lineage: Eukaryota; Fungi; Glomeromycota; Glomeromycetes; Paraglomerales; Paraglomeraceae.
AUGUAUGGAGUUUCGUUGUUAGUCGUAAGGAAGAACUUGAAUGCAGAGAAAAGCAAAGAUGGAACCCAGAUUAAAACAACGACAGAGGAACAUGAAGAGAACGUGGCUGAAUUUGAGGGCAUAGAGGCUAAUAAUGGACAAUGUGGAAUAAUCGCAAGAUUAAUGACGGAAACUUGGUCGGGUGCCUGUGUAAGAGAUAUUGAUAGUCAUAAUAUAAGUAAGAAUGCCUCGAUAAACUAG